This is a messenger RNA of Diprion similis, 4620 nucleotides long. RefSeq names its product protein transport protein Sec31A (gene Sec31). Gene Ontology annotation, molecular function: structural molecule activity; protein binding. NCBI's taxonomy places the organism in Eukaryota, Metazoa, Arthropoda, Insecta, Hymenoptera, Diprionidae. The transcript is spliced from 14 exons. Bases 210 to 3890 code for a protein of 1226 amino acids. The record is from RefSeq and is a predicted model, not a curated record. Gene Ontology annotation, cellular component: COPII vesicle coat; endoplasmic reticulum exit site. Gene Ontology annotation, biological process: COPII-coated vesicle cargo loading; endoplasmic reticulum organization; endoplasmic reticulum to Golgi vesicle-mediated transport.
CGUAGCCGGUUUCACUUCGUCGUCGGUUGUGGAGCCGGACCGCUCCGCAGAAUUUCCGUACGCCGCGCUACGAACUACAGGCAGACCAGGCAGUCCGGCAGUCGCCACGUUGGAAGUGUUGACGGUGGUGAAUAAAAUUUACCUGACGUUACCGAAAUUGUAUUUAUAAGGAUUAUUCAUACUGAGCGAAACGAAAGCAAGUAUACAAGAUGAAAGUGAAAGAACUGUUACGCACCGUAAAUGUGGCUUGGUCACCACCUGCCCAACACCCGAUAUUACUAGCGGCAGGAACCGCUGCUCAACAGUUGGAUGCCAGCUUCAGCACAUCAGCUAGCUUGGAUUUAUAUGCUCUUAAUCUACAAGAACCUGGCUAUGACAUGGAACUUAAAGCUUCGAUAUCUAGUGAUCACAGGUAUCACAAGAUCAUUUGGGGACCCUUUGGCAACAAUCCUGCCGGUAUAAUAGUAGGUGGUUGUGAUUAUGGAACAAUAAAAAUUUAUUCAGCGGCUAAGAUGUUAGCUAAUGAAAGCGAUUGCAUCCUCAGUAGCCCUGACAAGCAUACUGGUCCUGUGAGAGCCAUGGAUUUUAAUCCCUUCCAAUCAAAUUUAUUGGCCACAGGAGCUACUGAAAGUGAAAUAUAUAUAUGGGAUCUUGUUAAUACUAGCACUCCAAUGACUCCGGGAACUCGGAGUCAACCUUUGGAAGAUGUCCAGUACAUUGCAUGGAACAAGCAAGUGCAACACAUUCUUGCUUCCACCUUCUCUCAGAGAUGUGUGAUUUGGGACCUACGGAAAAAUGAGCCAAUAAUUAAGCUCAACGAUGCAAACUCAAGGGUUCGGUGGAAAGUAGUACAGUGGCAUCCAGAUGUUGCGACACAGUUAUGUCUUGCAUCAGAGGAUGAUCAGAGCCCGAUAAUUCAGCUUUGGGAUCUCAGAUUUGCCACAUCACCCCUAAAAACUUUGGAGGGUCAUCAGCGGGGUGUUCUUUCAAUUGCUUGGAAUUUACACGACCCUGAUCUUCUGGUUAGCUGUGCCAAAGACAAUAGAAUACUUUGUUGGAAUCCAAACUCAACGGCAACUAAUGGAGAGGUACUUUGUGAGUUGGCACAAACAAAUCAGUGGAACUUUGAUGUCUCUUGGUGUCCACGCAAUCCUGCAUUAGUAGUUGGCAGUAGUUUUGAUGGUCAUGCAGUGGUGUACUCACUCUUGGGUGGUCAACCACAAGUUUCAAGUGAAACAUCGAACAAGAUUGCUGAUUCAUUUCCUGGAAUGGAUGCCUUUGCUCAGGCACCGCCAUUGCUGCAAAAUGAAUCAACGGUAGAUCUGAAAAAAGCUCCUAAAUGGCUAAAAAGACCUGUUGGAGCUUCAUUUGGUUUUGGUGGAAAGCUGACAUUAUUUGAAAAUGACCCACCUAAUUCGAACGGUCGAAUCAUUAUAUCACAAGUAAUAACUGAUCCAGAAUUAAUUCACCGAUCAAAUCACUUGGAAGCUGCACUCCAAAAUGGACAGUUUAGUGAUUUUUGCAAAGGGAAAGCUGAUACUGCAAUCGAUGAUCAUAAUCGUAAAGUAUGGAGUUGUUUGGGUGCACAUUUUGGAGAUAAUAUCACUGGAGAUAUAUUAGAAUUAUUAGGAUAUGAUUCGCAAUCGAUUAACACAAAGCUUAGCAAGUUUGUACCUGAAGAUCAAACUGAAUCGAGCACGGAACUGAAUCAAUUGAAUAACGUUUCUAAUGGCAAUGUAACUGAUGGAAGUGCAGCAUUUGAUGCGAUUGCACAACAAGAGCAGAUAAGACAAUCUCCAGCUUCGGUCAAGCCUAUUGAAACCAACUUCAAACUCAAUACUGGAGAUGAUGAAGAAGGACUCAUCACUCAGGCAAUUCUACUUGGAAAUAUUGAAGCUGCCGUUUCUCUUUGCUUUACGAAUAAGAGAUAUGCAGAUGCAGUUAUUUUAUCAAUGGCUGGAGGACCUGACUUACUCGCUAAAACGCAAUACAGAUAUUUUUCGGAGCAUUCCAGUGCUCUUAAUUCUCUUAUAAAUUCACUGGUUAGUGAAGACUGGGGUGAUAUUGUCAGAAAUUGUGAUAUCAAGUGUUGGAAAGAAGCAUUGGUGGGAGUUUUCACACAUUCCAAUCCCAUAGAGCGUUCAGCCCUUUGUGAUGUGCUCGGUGAUCGAUUGGUAUCUAGUGGUGAUCCAAUCUUCAAACGAGAGUCUCAGUUUUGUUACAUUUGUUCUGGAAACUUAAACAAAAUGAUCGAAGCAUCAGAAGAAAAGGUUCAAGAAGUUGUGGAGUUAGUAACUAUCAUGCAGAAGGUUUUAGAAGCGCAAGGAAACAUAGAUGUUAAAAUAGAAGGAAAUGCGGCUGUCCUACUAUCUCAAUAUGCUGAAAUGUUGGCUGCAGAAGGCAAUCUAGAAGCUGCUUUAAUUUAUCUCGGUAACAGUCAAGAAGCCAGAAUCGCGGCUCUGAGAGAUCGCCUCUGUAAAGCCUUAGGGUAUAUUCAACCGACUGCGCAGCAAGCACAACCCAGAGCAUCAAUACCAGAUCAACAGACUUACUACAGCCAAUCCAGAAGAUCCACUCAGCCUAUGCUUCCUCCACAACAAGCAUACGAUCCUUCACAUGCAGCAAUACCACAAAAUAAUUGGAACACAACACCCACUAAACAAAUAUAUGGACCUGGUACAAAUCAAUUUGGGGGUCCACAAUCAGGCCAAUUUGGAGCGAUACCAAAUCAAUCUAUUCAAUCAACAUUUGCUGAUCAAUAUGCACCACAAACUUACGGGCAGCAACCAGCUGUACCUGCGGUUCAACCUCCACCGCCACCACCCUCAAUAGGAUCAAAUCCCACUGGGUCUAGACCUUCAAGUGUCGGUCCACAAGCUCGUUCAAAGUACAUUCUCGACCCAUCUGUAAAAACAAGUUCCUUUGGAAGUCCAUAUGGCAAUCAAAAUUCUUUUGCUCCUACACUUCAGACGUAUAACAAUCAGCCACAAUCUCAAGUUCCACCUGUGCAAGGGUUUUCCCAACAAAACUCUUUUCCGGUGCAACCUACUGUGUCACCAAAUUUUUAUUCCAAUCAACAAAAUCCAGUGCUUAAUCAACCAGCAACCAGCCUGUCCAAGCCUUCACAACCUGAUAUAAUGAAUCCUAUGCAAAAUACUGCUCAAACGUCCAUGUACAACCCUGUUAGUGCGCAACCACAACCACCACCAACUCAAACAUACAGUAACGAAAUCAGUUAUCAACACAAUUCGCAACAGUCUGGCUGGAACGACCCUCCAAAUGCAAAUACUAGUCGUGUACAGGCAAGAGCAGACUCCUUUCAACCACAAACUCCAAUCUUACACCCAAUUUUCGGGAGCAAUCCACAACAGGAACCAGUUCCUAAUUUAAUUGCACAAGAAGGUGUUUACUCUAAUUCCCACUUACCUUAUGGACAGCAGCAACAAUAUGGUCCACCUCAACAUUUUCCAUCACAGUUCAACCCACCUGUUGAAUCAAUACAACCUGUGCAGUCCGCCAGGAUUGCUGAACCUGAGAAACCAAAACUACCAAUACCAGAGGAACAUGUACACUUGAAAACUGUGUUAGAUGAAGUCAGAACUCAGUGUUACAACAAUGCGAAGAAUCCGCAAAUCAAACGAAAGAUAGAAGAAGUAUCGAGAAAACUGGAAGUUUUGUAUGAUUGCCUUCGAGAAAAUAAGUUGUCCCCAAGUACUCUGUCUUCUCUUCAUCAAAUGUCUGAAAUGAUACAGAGCGGGAAUUAUACCGGUGGAUUGGCACUUCACACACAACUUGUUUCCGGGCCAGAUUUUAGUCAGAUAGCCUCAUUUAUGCCUGGGCUGAAAGUUCUGUUGCAAAGUGCUUUGCAACUUGGUGUAUACAUCAGAUAGGCCAAAUCUAUAGUUCAAAUAAUAAAUUUAUGCAUUCGUUAUGGGUUUAAUUUGUAAAAAAAUGGCACCCAGGUUCGAGAACGUGAAUAUAAUCAUUUUUUCAGAACAUCCCUAGUUCUAGUACGUGUAGGCAUUUUCAUCAUAAUUCUUAAGACAUCAGACUGAUUUUAUACCGAUAUUGAAGAGUUCGAAUUGAAUCACAGAAAUCGAUUUGAUGGCUUGAAUUUGUAACAAAGCUUAUGCUUAAUUUUAUACGUACUUGAUAUUUCAAAGUAUAAUAUUCAAUACUACUUUAGGAAGCACCAGUAAUUUAUAACACCCUGAUGACGUUUUUAUCUGGAAAAAAACCGUGAAAAAUCAAACAAAUAUAUUUACCAGACUUCAACACACAUUUGGUUCAUUUCAAAUUUGCUACAUAUGUACAAUACAAUCGAUUUCUAAGAUAUAAGUACCAUUUAAUACCAAUCUCGUAAAUACAACAGCAUGAAAAUUAUUAGAAUUUUAAAUACAGAAUUUGAACCAAUGGGUUUAGAAGGCAUCAACUAAGUGUUGAAAUAAUCCUUUAUCACUCUGUUAAUUAUAAUUUUUAAUGAACGCUACAUUCAAAUCUAAAACGAUCUGAAAGAAAAUGUAGGGCUCACUGGUUGCGAACUACUACUUCAGUCCCGAGCUAUCUUCUCGUCAAUUUGUAAUAACUUGAACAUGGGAAGUAUUAACCUCAAGAGUAUUA